AUUAUCACAAUGAAAGAUUUUUCCCCACAUGAAAGAUUUGUAUGUUUAUUAAUCAUCUGAAUUAUAUACCUAAACACAACUUUCAAUUAAUUAUCACCUGGAAAUCCUAAUUCUAUGGAUUAAGGAUUUAAAGAUUUAUUAUAACAAAAGGACAAAAUGAUCUUAUCACAUAUAUAUAUUUUUUUAAUUAUAUGUCUCAUGAUCAUUAUUGUAAGAAUUUUAUUUUUAAUAUUCAUGAAAAGUGGAAGAAUAGCAGUGAGAAAUUUCAGAGAAACAUCUGCAAAAACUAUGAUAAUUUUAGGAUCAGGAGGACAUACAGCAGAAAUGUUACGAAUUGUUAAACAUAUGAAUUAUGAAAAUUAUACACCUAGAAUAUAUGUUUGUGCUUUUACUGACAAAAUUAGUAUAGAAAAAGUAAAAGACAUAGAAGGAAAAAAAAAUGAUUAUAAAAUAAUAAAGAUUACUAGAAGCAGAGAAGUUGGACAGUCGUAUAUUUCUUCUGUAUGGACAACUAUUAUAGCGACAUUAGAAGCUGCAUCUCUUUUAUGGUCUGAAAAGCCAGAAUUACUUUUAUGUAAUGGUCCAGGGACUUGUGUUCCUUUAUGUAUUAUAGCACUUGUAUUCAAGAUAUUCUAUGUUCUUAAUAUUACUACAGUGUUUAUAGAAAGUUUUUGUAGAGUUAAAACAUUUUCGUUAACAGGAAAAAUUUUAUAUUACUUAGUAGAUCAUGUAAUUGUACGGUGGCCAUGUUUAAAUAAAUCUUUGUAUAACAAAGUUUAUUCAUCAUAG
Vespa velutina is the source of this 789-nucleotide messenger RNA. RefSeq names its product UDP-N-acetylglucosamine transferase subunit ALG14 homolog (gene Alg14). NCBI's taxonomy places the organism in Eukaryota, Metazoa, Arthropoda, Insecta, Hymenoptera, Vespidae. Gene Ontology annotation, cellular component: UDP-N-acetylglucosamine transferase complex. The transcript has 2 exons. The record is from RefSeq and is a predicted model, not a curated record. The coding region runs from base 157 to 789 and encodes 210 amino acids. Gene Ontology annotation, biological process: dolichol-linked oligosaccharide biosynthetic process.